Carcharodon carcharias (great white shark) is the source of this 8765-nucleotide messenger RNA. RefSeq names its product myotubularin related protein 2 (gene mtmr2). Gene Ontology annotation, molecular function: phosphatidylinositol-3,5-bisphosphate 3-phosphatase activity. The coding region runs from base 157 to 2094 and encodes 645 amino acids. The transcript has 15 exons. NCBI's taxonomy places the organism in Eukaryota, Metazoa, Chordata, Chondrichthyes, Lamniformes, Lamnidae. The record is from RefSeq and is a predicted model, not a curated record. Gene Ontology annotation, biological process: dephosphorylation.
GAUGGUUCUCCCCCGCCCACCACCUCCACCCCGGCUGUUCGGGGUUUGUUUACCUCGCGGUGGAGGCUGGGUAAAGAUGGCUGGUUGACCCAGGCGCAGCCGUGAUCUCUCAGCUGGGAAACUUCUCUCAGUCAUCCUGGCAGUCCCGCCGCCGCCAUGGAGAAAAGCGCCAGUUACGAUAGCAUUGGAUCCAAGCGGUCGCUCCAGGGGACCGCCUCAGACUCGAGGCCGCCCAGCGCUGGAUCCGUCAGCAGUAUCACCUCAUCUGUCUCUGAGCAAACUGUGUACAAGACUACUGCAGUUAUGUCCUCUGAUUCUAUUUCUUCAGAUUUUUCAACAGAUUUCAGGGUUUUAAAAGAUAUCAAUAAGCUGGCUCAAAUGGAAGAACCACCAUUGCUACCAGAAGAAUCCAUGAAAGAUAUGGCCAAGGAUGUUACUUACAUUUGCCCUUUCACUGGCACUCUGAAGGGAACACUGACUGUUACAAACUACAGACUGUAUUUCAGAAGCUUGGAACGGGACCCACCUUUUGUUCUUGAUGUUCCUCUGGGCGUGGUCAGCCGUGUUGAAAAGAUUGGUGGGGCAUCCAGUCGAGGGGAAAACGCUUAUGGUCUUGAAAUCUUCUGUAAGGAUGUUCGGACUAUCAGAUUUGCUCAUAAACAAGAAGGACACACCAGACGAUCUAUCUUUGAGAACUUGAUGAAAUAUGCAUUUCCCAUAUCCAACAACUUGCCAUUAUUUGCCUAUGACUACAGUGAAAUAUUUCCAGAAGAUGGCUGGAAGGUUUAUGACCCAAUUGCGGAGUAUAAGAGAAUGGGUCUACCCAAUGAAAGCUGGAAACUAAGUAGGAUAAAUGAUAAUUAUGAACUUUGUGAUACUUAUCCUGCUAUAUUGGUGGUGCCAGAGAAUGUCCCAGAUGAUGAGUUGAAGAAGGUAGCUACUUUCAGAUCCAGAAACCGUAUACCAGUAAUAUCAUGGAUACAUCCAGAGAGCCAGGCAACAAUCACUCGCUGCAGUCAGCCUCUGGUUGGUAUGAGUGGCAAGCGUAGCAAAGAUGAUGAAAAAUAUCUCCAAAUUAUUAUGGAUUCCAAUGCACAAUCUCACAAAAUCUUUAUCUUUGAUGCUAGGCCAAGUGUUAAUGCUGUGGCUAACAAGGCAAAGGGAGGUGGCUAUGAAAGUGAAGAUGCCUAUCAGAAUGCGGAACUGGUCUUUCUCGAUAUCCAUAAUAUCCAUGUAAUGAGGGAAUCCUUACGAAAAUUGAAAGAGAUAGUUUACCCCAACAUAGAAGAAUCCCAUUGGCUAUCCAACUUAGAAUCAACACACUGGUUGGAACACAUAAAACUAAUUCUUGCUGGUGCUUUGAGGAUUGCUGACAAAGUUGAAUCUGGAAAGACAUCAGUUGUGGUGCACUGCAGUGAUGGCUGGGACCGAACUGCACAGUUGACAUCUCUGGCAAUGCUUAUGCUGGACAGCUAUUACCGUACAAUUAGAGGCUUCGAAGUACUUAUUGAAAAAGAAUGGCUUAGCUUUGGCCAUAGAUUUCAACUUAGAGUCGGACAUGGAGAUAAGAACCAUACAGAUGCUGACAGGUCACCGGUCUUCUUGCAGUUCAUUGACUCUGUGUGGCAGAUGACAAGACAGUUCCCAACAGCCUUUGAGUUUAAUGAAUUCUUCCUUGUAACCAUUCUUGACCAUCUGUAUAGCUGUUUGUUUGGAACAUUCCUUUUUAACAGUGAACAGCAAAGAGUAAAAGAGGGACUGCAAAGAAGUACUGUUUCAUUAUGGGCUUACAUAAACAGCCAGCUGGAGGAGUUUAUCAAUCCCCUCUAUGUGAAUUACUAUAACCAUGUGCUGUAUCCUGUGGCAAGCAUGCGCCACCUAGAGCUCUGGAUUGGCUAUUACAUCCGCUGGAACCCAAGGAUGAGACCACAGGAGCCUAUUCAUCAACGUUACAAGGAACUUUUAGCAAAACGAGCAGAGCUUCAGAAAAAGGUGGAAGAAUUACAGCGAGAAGUUUCUAACAGGUCAGCUUCCUCAUCAGAGAAAGCUGGCUCGCCUUCACGUUCAGUUACACCAGUACAGACUAUCAUCUGAAAAUCAAUUCUUUAAAGGAUUUAGUAGCUGUUACAGACAAUUUUAGCCAAUGUUUUCUCAUGCUUGAAGAAAAAUUCACUUGUAUACGCAGGCAAUCAUAUGUAAACAGGUUACUAUAUCUUGUAUUUACAACUUUAUUUUGUAUCAGCAGUUAUAACACUUAAUUGCCAAUUGUAGGCAAGUAAUUCAACUGUUCCAAGUGAAUAGACUAUGACGUAGUUUGUCCAUUUGCAAAUGGAUAUUAUUUAUUGCACUGACAAAUUUUAACUACUCUUAACCUUAAUUUAUGGGUUGAACACUAAACCUUACAGGGAAAUAACCAGUAUGCUUGUAUGUUUUAAACUGGUUAGCUUUCUUUAAUUUGUUACUACAGCUCCUAAUAGUCAGCUGCAUUUACUUGAUUUCUUCCCACUCCCUCCCCUUAACCAGGAGGAUAUUAAAAUACUUGCUGGGUAAGAAAUUAUUGAUGCAUAUAUUCGAUUAAAUAUAAAUGAAAAGCUAUUAAAAAGAACAGGAAUGACUAUUAAACAGGGCAGUUAAUUGAGGUUAGAGAUGGUCAUUUACCCAAUGAGUGCUGUAUAGAUUUGUUUUCUUCACUGGAACUUAUUUUAAUAUGGCCAUUAUUAAAUUUAUAUUUAUCCAAAUCAAAUUUCCACUUUGGUUUUCUCACUAAAUAUUGCCACCAAUUUUGCACUGCAACAAAUCUGCACUAGUAAGGUUGAUCCAGCUAAAAUAAUGAAAGACAAAGUAUACUAUUUUUCUAAUCAACAGUGUAAACAUACUAUAAAAAUAAAUAGUGCAGAUUGGAUUUUCACAGAGUAAGCUGCUUGUUAUGGUUGCAGUGCUCAUGAUGUAUGCAACUAGUGUCAUCAUUUAUUUCUGUUAACUGCCUGUCUCCUUGAAUACUUUAUUUAAUCUGGCAUUGAGCGUUUAACAUGCUUGAACAGAAGUGUUUCUAAAGCAAGGCUUAAAAAAAGACUUGCGCUUUCUUGUUAUCUGUAGUUUUCCAAUUAUACAUUUUGAAGUUAGAAAAUUAUUUAGUUGUGUUUUGGUAUCUUCUGAAUAAACUGGAAAAUGGUGAAGUAAAAUUUAUGAGAACACAAAGCUUUCAGUAUAGAAAGUAAACUGCUUGCAUUUUUAAAAAUCUAACUGGUUCAUCACUACUUACCUUCAAAAUCUUAAAGCCAAACCUGAAAUUCAGGAACAAAAUUUUUCAGGCACAACAAAGACAAAAAGACUACAUAACAUAUAUUGCAGCUUCUAACCAGAUUAAUACCAUACUCAGAAAUCAUGCUUUCAGGGAUUAUUGAUGAAAUUUAGUAACCUAUCCAAUGCAAUAUUGUAUCAUUUGUGUGCAUCUGUUCUGUACUUCAAAAAAGUGGGGCACUGGCGAGUGAUCCAAUUGUCUGGAACUAUUCAAAUCAAACUAGUCUAUGUUGGAACUGAAAAAUUCACUGAGUGACUUUGCCUUCUCCAAAUGUUUAGGUUUCAGGUUAAAUUGAUGCCAAGUUAUGGAUGCUUCAUGAAAUACAUUAAUUUCACAUUUUAGGUACAAGAUUGAUUAACAUAAUUUUCUUUUAGGUUUGUAUAUUCUACAUAAUUCUGGCAUUUAGUCAGCUGGAAUGAGUCUGUUGUGAAACCUGUUACCAAUUUUAUAGGUUAAUCAUUACACUGCUGAUGAUUUAGUAAUAACGAAAGCUGUUUAGCAACUGGAAGCUCUAGAAAUCUCUCCCUAAACCUCACCACCUCUCUACCUCUUUCUUCCUUUAAGACACUACUUAAAACCUACCUCUUUGACCAACCUUUUGGUCACCUGCCAUAAUACCUGCUUAUGUGCCUUCCUCUAUGUCAAAUUUUGUUUUAUAUUGCUACUUUAAAGUACCUUGGGGUGUUUUAUUACAUAAAAGGCACUAUAUAAAUAUAUGUUGUAAUCUAUCUGUAUCCUCUCUGCAGGUCCAGUAAUUACAUUUUAGGAUCAUUUUAAUUGCUAUAACAAUAUUAAAAUUCUCUGAAUAUUCAAUCCAAAUUUUUAGUCAGAUUAAUAUUUUACUUCAUUGACAUGGAUGCAAGGAUUAUAAUUGCUAUUCGGCUAAAUUAGACCAGAAAAAAACAUUUAAGUAUCCAUUCCCCUCGGAUCACACUCAGACAGGAUUAUAUCUGAGUGAUUCAGGGAUACAGGCUUUUCUAAUGGUUCAAAUUAAUGUAAUUCAAUGUAAUUACCUAGAUGAUUAAUAAAAGCUGUAGUAGUGUGCUGUUGGUGGCAAAGAAAUAACUUAAGAUACUUGAAGUACAGGCUUCCUGUAUUUUGCCUUUUAUUGAUGCUAAAACAUAUUCAAAAUUGGAAAAACAAAAUCAAUAUUCUUUUUUGGCUAGAUGAGCCUUUUAUUUUCAAAGAGUGCAAUAUUUAGGACAUUAUUUGCAUUUUGCAAUAUAGAUUAGGCUAUUCAACAUGCAUUGUUAUUGGUUGGCAGGUGAUGGGGAAAUGUAUUGAAAUUUUUCAGACCAAAACUAAUUUCUAGGCAAUUGAUGUUUUUGAAUAAAUACUGUCCCAGGUAAAUACCACAACAUUUACUUAAAUGAUAUAUUUGGAAGACUAAUCUGUCUUGUGGUGCCAGAAAUUGAUUUUAACUGUUCUAAAAUAGAUGGACUGAGGUUCAUUACACAAUCCAAGGUGGAGUUCUUUUAUAUUUAUAACAAACACUUGCAUUUAUAAUUCAUCUGUAUUUUUCUUUAAAGGUUAUCAAAAGUUUCCUAUUUUUUGUGAAGAUGCUACAUUUAAUGUAUCAAAUAACUUCUAUUGUUGCCUUGGUAAAAGCACUCUACUAACCAGAACAUUUCAGGUUUAUAAAAAACUUACAAAUGUGCUAAUUUAGUUCAGCUGUGUCUUCUAAGCUAUUUAUAGAAUAUAUAGAAGCAUUGAAUGGUUACAGCACAGGAGGAAGCUAUUUAGACCGUCAUGUCUGUGUCGGCCCUCUACAAGAGCAACUCAUUAGUCUCACAUUGCUACCUUUUCCCAUUAGCUUUGCAAAUUUUUUAUUAUUACUGUUGUAGUUCACUUAAGUAUUUGAAUGAAGGGUCAAAAAUUUGAAACAUUUCAACUUCAUUUCCUACACUUUUUAGUUAAGCGCACCUGAUGCUAGUGGAUAUACUGUUGUGUUAUUAAAAUAUUGUAAGAAAGAUUCAUGAACCCCUGUGCAUUAGACUUUGUUAUUUAGUUUUAUUGUUUCAAUUUUUUUUGCCAGUGAAAGCUAUCUUUAACAUAAUAGCAAGAAGGAGAAUGGAAGGAGAAAAGAUGAAAACUGAACUUGAACCCUAGCAUCAAGUUUGACUGGCAUCAAGUUUGAGUUGGUGUUGGCAAGUGCUACCCCAAUAUUUAGUAGGAUGUGAUUUCUAAGCAGGAGCGACGUUCUGGUCAACGCUGAAAUUUUAACUCCAUAGCAUGUUGGUGUUUUUUUUCAAACCCGUUUGCCAGCUGGAAGCCAGCCUGUUGACAGGCUUGGCUCCUGGUUAGGCAAGGAUCGUGCCAGAAGAGACCAACGAACAGGUAGAUUUCUUUCUGUUUAGGUGGAGAUUGCAAGGAGGGAUAGGGAACAUUAUGAUUUGGAGGGUCAGAGUUGGGGUGUUGGUCAGGGAUUCAGAAAGAGAGCAGUGAGCAGGUGGGGGAGGAGUGUGUGCUUGCCAGAUGUUGCAAUUGAACAGGUUUGGUUGGUGGGCCAGGAAAAAGCACUCUUGCUCCUGUUUAGCUCACAAGGAGUGCUAGAAAAGCACUUGCCUCUGAUCCACAGUGGUCCUCACUUCCCUAUAGCUGCCAUGUUUCUUAAGACCCAAGAAACCCAGGUGGCCAGUAUUAAAGCUAGAAGAGAGAUCAAAUCUGAGCCAUGGAACCCCAUUAAAAUGUUGAAAUGAGCAAUCUCCCUCCUGGAAGCUGGUUGGCUGUCUGCCUCUUAAAGCCAGUAGUGCGUAAUUUGAGGCCUUUCGGGUUUAGUUUUGAGAUUUUUUACAUUUUAGCACUCCAGCUGACACAAGUUUACUGUUUUUGGAGGUUAAAAUUAUCCCCUACAAUUCUGUGUGGUUACAAACAUAAUGAAACUCCUUGACUGCAGAGCUAAAUGGAAAUAAGUUUAAAUCCAAUUUCCAAUGUUGUAAAGUAUUUGGCAUUUUUAUUGGCAUAUUGCAAUUUGCAGUUGCUAUUUAUUACUGAUUUGUACCUUUGGAUGUAUUAAUUCUGGAUCAACAUUGCUAAUGGUACUGAAACAAAUCAAAUUUCCUUUGCUUUACUAUUUAAAAUUCAGAUCAAAACUAAUUUCUAGUCAAUUGAUGUUUUUGAGUAAAUACUGUCCCAGGUAAAUGCCACAACAUUUACUUAAAUUAUAUAUUUGGAAGACUUAAGGUUCAUUUGAACUUACUAUAUUGAUAUCAUUUAAUACCAAUGCCAGGUAUUAAGACCUGUCUAAUUUAAUAUUCCUAAACUUGUAUCCAUCCAGUAAUUCCACACUACAAAAGUGUAUGUGAAAGACCCGUAAGUUACAGAUUUGAUACAAAUGAAAGGACUAUUGAAAGUUUGCUAAUAUUCUAUGAAUUCCUGAAAGGAAUCUGCAGUAAGUCAAUAUAAUGUACUUGCUUAUUAAUGAUCAAUUCUAAUUAAUUAGAUGUAUCUAUGGAAAAAGAAUCCUCUGAUUACUCUGCAAGUUCAUCCUUGAGUAGCAGUCACAUGGACUAGGAUAAUCCCUUGUUCUGCUCUUAGUCUGAUUUGAUGCAGAGCAUAGAAGUGAUUGCAAUUAUCCUUGAGUUAAUGAUGGUUAAAUUAGUCAGGAUCACAUCAGCUAAUCAUUACCCAAUGGUCCCUACUAGAACUGCAUAAAAGUAGACUCUGUGUGAGAACCUGCAUUUGAUUGUGAUGGCCAGAUAGUUUGCCAACACAAAUGAAUAAUCUCUUGAACAAGGGAAAGCAGUGUCAUUUUGGCUGAUGGAACUGUUAAUAGAGGCAAGAAAAUUGUUGGGGAUUGGGGGAGCUAUCACUGAAGUUUGUCAUAUGCUAGCAUAUCGAACAGUACUAAAUAAAUCCAUGGAUUUAUUUUUCAAGAGCACGGUUGAAAAUUAUGCAGCAGUUAUACAAUUUCCACAUGGGCAUGCAGGUUGUAGAGAAUGGAAGAAAAUUAAAAAAUAGAAACUGAAUUUUGAAAAAGAUAAAAAAAAACUGAUUUUAUUCUAUCAGCAAAAUAUUGCAGUAAAGUAAUAAUUUUGUUACAUGUCUGAUCCUGUCAAAAUAGCAAUGUUGCAUAAUUAAGUUUGAAAAUCUCACCUGUAAACCAUCAUCUGCCAUUAAUUGGUGAAUGGACAUAAAAUAGCAUCUUGGCUUCUUGCAUUGUAAUGUAGUGUAAUAUUGAUGUGAUUCAUAGUAAUGCCCUGGGUAAUUAACUAUGCAUUUAAAUAAGAAACACGUACUUCAUCUAUGCAAGUGUGAUAUGUAUUGUCAGAAAAGUAAAAUUAAUGUAGAGCAAUGUUUUUCUUAGAACUAUGUUUUUUCUUGAAUUUUCCUUGAACAUGCAGGUUUAAUAAGAGCUAAGAAGUUGUCUUGGCUCUAAGACAGAAACUUAGUCCAGGCAUUUUUCCACAAUAAUCCUUCAUGAAGUUCAAGUUCAUCACUUACUAUGCUGGCUACUUAAUUACCUAAAUUGAACCUGAAUUCUGUCUACUGGCUACUUAAUUACCUAAAUUGAACCUGAAUUCUAUCUAAAUUUUUAGUGCUGUCAUAUCGUAAAGCCUACUUUUUGUCUUUUGUUGUAUAGUUGAAUCCUAACCAAAUGCAUUGUGCCAAAAUAUUUUUAUUCUGAGGCCAUGAUCUCUGUAGAUUCAUUGUAGGUUCAUAAAACAUUAGCUCUUUAAUUGUGCUGCAGCUAAAUCAAAAUGGGCAUUGUUUGAGUAUCAUCUUAAAUAUUCUUGAAAGUUGCCACUUUCAGUUCUGCGCAACCUGCCAUAGAAAUUUGCGAUCAUCCUGCCCAUCAGUCUCUUGAAUAAGUUCUCCACUGCCAUAAGUGGACAUUUAAUCCAGUUAUUAAGCACGAUUUAUAGGAAGCAUUUUCCCUCAUUAGACUCAAAAUUGCCUUUUAUCAGUUUGCACACGAUGUUCUCUCAUCCUUCAGUUAUGUUUAAUGAAGUAAAGUUCAGGAUUAACAUUUUUUAUUCCACUUAGUAUGCUGAAUGGUAAAUUCUCAUGAAUGAUGGAAAUAAAUCUUUAUGCAACAUUGUGUUUUUUGGGGGCUUAUAUGGAAAGUUUAGAUACACUUGUGCUGAUGUUUAUGACUUCUAGAAGCAAAAAAGCACCUUUUCUGUUUAGUUUUUUCUAAUUUAUUGCACAUCGUUCUUAACACUUGAGUAUAUAUCAUUAGAAUUCCACUGGCUACGGAUGAAAUUACUCUGAAAAGUACUUCAUUGACUUUAAAGUGCUUUGAGAUGCCUGCUGGUCAUGAAAAGUGCAAUAUAAAUGCAGGUCUUUCGUUCAUAUGUUCCCAAAAUCAAGAGCUGUAAGGACAAUAAAGCUAAUACCAUUAGUGAGUUUAAGAUAUCCUUGAAUUAUCUGAGCAGGAAAUAUUUUAAAAAGUGCACUGUAUAUCUUUAAACUGCAUUUCCUUGUGCUACUAGAGUAUUCAAAUAAAGACUUGCAGGUCGUA